AUGUUUGAGGCUCUGCGGGAUGAGCAACUUGAGCUCGGACUGGACCCAUGGGCGCCCUUUGAUGAUGAGGAGGAGUGGGAACUGGCCCGAUGGCUGGUUAAUAAUGUUGGGAAGAAUGCUAUUGAGGAGUUUCUGAAGCUACCUAUUGCUCAUAAACGCCUCGGGACAUCCUACCAAAGUGCAUAUAAACUGUUUCAGCGAGUAGAUGCACUCCUGCACGGUGCUGACUGGCAGCUACGCAAAGUGACAGUGAAGGGAAACCUGGAGGGGAAGGAUGGUCAACCGCUCAAGGAGGAACUCGAGUUAUGGUUCCAUGAUCCUGUCAAAUGCAUCAAAGACUUGUUCAGCAAUCCUCUAUUGAAGGACUCGAUUGUGUAUGCACCAGAGAAAAUAUUUGACGACAAGGAUGGGGUGGUACGCCGAUAUGAAGAGAUGUGGACGGGGGACUGGUGGUGGGAGAUGCAGGGAAGGGUGCCUACUGGCUCAGUAGUGGCACCGGUCAUUCUCGCGUCUGAUAAGACGGCACUUUCUAUGUUUUCGGGCAACAAGACGGUGUGGCCCGUUUAUCUCACUCUUGGGAACAUUGCCAAAGACGUUCGAUGCCAGCCCUCAAAACGUGCUAUGCUCCUCAUUGGCUACAUCCCCGUAACAAAACUGGAGUGCUUCUCAGAGGAUGUGCGUUCUCUCGAGGGUUAUCGGCUCUAUCACUAUUGUAUGAAUAUCAUUCUCUCAGCACUCCAUGACGCUGGUGAAGGCGGAGUUUCUAUCACUUGUCCUGAUUGUGUAAUCCGUCAAGUCUAUCCUAUUCUAGCAGCUUAUGUGGCCGAUCACCCAGAACAAUGUCUCAUUUCGUGUUGCAAGGAAAACCGAUGCCCCAAGUGCCUUGUAGAACGUGACGAGCGAGGAAAUUUGAAGUGCUCUACAAUGCGAACGCCAGCUUCAUUUCUUUCUAAAGCGGCCAAGGUGGAGCGUGGUCAGAUGCGGACUAAGGAUUUCGAGGAUCUUCAUGGGCUUCGUCGGGUGUUUGAUCCAUUCUGGGCAACGCUUCCGCACACCGACAUCUUCACAUGCAUCACACCCGACAUCUUGCAUCAACUUCAUAAGGGGAUGUUCAAGGAUCACCUUAUGUCCUGGUGCCUCAGCAUUCUCGGCAAGGAUGGCCUUGAUGCACGUUAUCGGACGAUGCCUCCUUAUGAUGAUCUUCGGCACUUCAAAAAGGGAGUUUCAUCAGUGUCGCAAUGGACUGGGACCGAACACAAGGAGAUGGAGCGGACGUUCAUAGGUGCUCUCUCGGGGCUGGUCAGUUCAGAGGUUUUAGCCGCUGCAAGAGCGUUACUGGACUUCAUAUUCCUUGCUCAAUAUGAGUCUCACACGGACCUUACACUGGCGACGAUGACAAAGUCUCUCAAAGAGUUCCAUAAGCAUAAGUCAGUAUUCGAAGACUGCGUUCGUAGCUUCAACUUUGCAAAACUGCACGCUAUGCUCCACUAUGUCGACUCAAUCCGGCUGCUUGGCACCGCGGACGGUUUCAACACAGAAUUCCCAGAACGGCUCCACAUUGAUUUUGCAAAGCGAGCGUACAGAGCAAGUAAUCGACGUGACUAUCUCAUACAAAUGACAACAUGGUUGCGACGCCAAGAAGCUCUUGCUAUUCGGGCCGCAUACCUAGAGUGGCUCGGCGUUGCUUCUUCAUCUGCGGUUACUGCCGAUUUGGACGACUCGGACAACGACUCGGACAACGACUCGGACAACGACUCGGACGACCACAUAAGACGUCUCGCUCGAUUUCACUUGCUUGAUUCUUCGGGCACACGCGGGUACUACCUACCCCGCUGCUGUCACGUUCCCAAUGCUUGCCUGUCCGCAGUUGAACUGUCUCAACGUGCCCCUUGUAUUGUUGAUGCCAUAAACACCUACUUCGCCAGUCAGCCUGGUUCAUCCUCCCUAUCAAAUGUCUCUGCCACUACCACCAUUAAUCUCUACAACUAUGUCUGCAUCCUUGCCCCACCCUUGCUCCAUUUCAGCCCUCUGAAACGAUUCCACAAAAUCCGUGCCGCCGCUUCCUACCAGCCCAAAGAUUCACAAAAACCCUUAGUUCCAGCCCAGUUCGACACAGCCAUGCUCAUCGUCGACAAGCUUUCAUUUUCCAAUGAUGACCAGUCUCUCACCGGUAAGCAAUUGGUUUCACGUUUACGCAUCGCGCGCAUCCACGCAAUCUUUAAGCUGCCUGACCAUUAUGGUGAGAAAGAGCCUCUCGUCUACAUUCACUGGUAUCGCCGCUUCCAAUCCGUCGACUCGGCUACUUCAAUGUUCAAGAUCGUACCAGCUACACGUGGUCACAAACCGCAUGCUGCCGUCGUCCCAUUAACACACGUACUCCGUCUAUGCCAUCUCAUCCCUUGCUGCUCUAGGGAUAACAGUCCUAACUGGGCGAGGGAGACGGCACUCGACGAGGGCAAGUUUCUAUUUAAUCAUUACAUUGACCUUGACCUUUUCGAGCGCACAAGGCUCGAGCAUUUAAAUACAUAG
Coniophora puteana RWD-64-598 SS2 is the source of this 2529-nucleotide messenger RNA. RefSeq lists its product as uncharacterized. Lineage: Eukaryota; Fungi; Basidiomycota; Agaricomycetes; Boletales; Coniophoraceae. The record is from RefSeq and is a predicted model, not a curated record. Bases 1 to 2529 code for a protein of 842 amino acids. The transcript is spliced from 5 exons.